Saccostrea cuccullata (small rock oyster) is the source of this 609-nucleotide messenger RNA. RefSeq lists its product as uncharacterized. Bases 1 to 609 code for a protein of 202 amino acids. The transcript has a single exon. The record is from RefSeq and is a predicted model, not a curated record. Lineage: Eukaryota; Metazoa; Mollusca; Bivalvia; Ostreida; Ostreidae.
AUGGCUGAGAGGUUUAACACGAGUCCGUCAUCUGUCAAUAACAUUGUAACUUCGCAGAUUUGUGCUUUGCAUGAAAUAUUAUAUGAAGGACUCGUAGAGAGUCGCAUUCCUGCUCUCCAGAAGUGCAAGGGGUCUAUGCCUACAAGUUUUGGGGAUUUUAGUUCAUGUAGAAUAGUUAAUGCAACAGAAAUCACCCAGGAUGUUCCAGGGAAUGAUAUGAGAUUGCAGGCAAGCACAUACAGCGGAUACAAAAAUUCUCACACUGUUAAAAGUGUUACAGGUGUUGCACCUAAUGGUGCUUUGGUAUUUAUUAGUAAAUUGUACCCUGGCAGCACAUCUGAUGUUGCAAUUGCAGAACAUUGUCAAGUCUUAGAACAGUUAUCUCCAGGUGAUAUGAUCUUAGCAGACAAAGGGUUCACUAUUCACAAGUUGUUGCCCCAAGGAGUACAUCUAAAUAUUCCUCCCUUUCUUACAUCUAAAUCCCAAUACACCCCCAGUGAGGUCCAACUAUGUCGAAGAAUUGCUAAGUCACGCAUACAUGUUGAAAGAGCAAAUGAGCGUAUUAAGAAUUAUGAAAUUUUAAGGCAUGUUCCGCAGCAAUUUAGAUAA